Messenger RNA from Selaginella moellendorffii, 1968 nucleotides. RefSeq names its product pentatricopeptide repeat-containing protein At4g02750-like. The transcript has a single exon. Gene Ontology annotation, biological process: RNA modification. Gene Ontology annotation, molecular function: RNA binding; protein binding. NCBI's taxonomy places the organism in Eukaryota, Viridiplantae, Streptophyta, Lycopodiopsida, Selaginellales, Selaginellaceae. The record is from RefSeq and is a predicted model, not a curated record. The coding region runs from base 1 to 1968 and encodes 655 amino acids.
AUGCGGGAAGAGCUCCGCAGGAUACUCUCUUUGGCAAGCUCGGCAAAGCUGUGUGGCGCUCUCAAAGACCACCGCAAGGCAGCGGCGAUUCACCAAGAGAUUCUCUCCUCUCCAGAGCUCAGACACAACACAUUCCUCUCCAACGCACUGGUUGAAAUGUACGGCAAGCUCGGAAGACUGUACGAGGCCAGGAACGUCUUCGAUUCCAUCCCCUGCCCCAACCUACACUCGUGGAAUAUUGCGGUCGCGGCAUAUGCCCAGAAUGGGCAUAUGCCGGAAUCCUUUAGACUCUUUGAGAAUAUGCCCCACCGAGACGUUGUAGCGUGGACGAGCGUCAUCGCGGGCUUUGUAUCUCUUGGGAAUCUUGGGGAUGCCAUGGAAGUUUUUGAGAAGAUGCCAUACAGGGACCUGCGUGCCUGGAACACCGUCCUCCACGCAUAUUCCCAGGCAGGGAAUCUGGAAUGUGCUCUAAAUGUGUUGGAGUCGAUGCCACAGCGAGAUGCCAACACGUGGACGAGGACCAUUGGGGCGUACUGCCAAGCUGGAAGUAUUCGGGAAUCUCUGGUGCUGUUGGACAAGAUGCCCCAGAGGUGCCUAGUAACGUGGAACUUGAUGCUCCAGGCAUAUGCCCAGAGCGGGGAUCUUUGCGAGGCGAGGAGCUUGUUCUUGGCGAUGCCUGAAAGAGAUGGUUUCUCUUGGAACGCGCUGUUGCUACUGGCGGCGAGAGAUUGCGAUGGCGACGAGGCGCGAGCGAUCUUUGUGGCGAUGCCAAUGUGGGAUCGAGUGUCCUGGAACACGAUGAUCUCGGUUAGCAGCCAGGAUGAUCGAUCGAAACAGACCUUCGACGCUGCUCCUCAGCGAGAUGCCGUGUCCUGGACCGCGCUGGUAAGUUCCUGCUCGCGCUGGGAUCUGCUGCUGGCGCGAGAGGUUGUGGAGAGGAUGCCGCAGCACGAUCUCGUCGUGCUCACCGCGAUGAUCCAGGCCUAUGCCGAGAGCGGCGAUGUGAAGAACACCCAGAAAAUCUUCUUUCGCCAGAUGCCACACAGGAAUGCGGUGUCCUGGAACGCGAUGAUUGCCGCCUACUCGAGGUGCGAUGCCCAUGCCGCCCACGAGAUCUUUGCAGCGAUGCCUCAGAGGAGCCUAGUUUCCGAGAAUCUGAUGUUGAGAGCCUUCGCGCGAGCUGGAUCGGUCGAGGACGUCAAGCUCCAGUUUGAUGCGAUGAGCCACAGAGAUCUGGCAUCUUGGAGCUGGCUGCUCUCGGCGUAUGCUCAGCGGGGACAGUCGAUCGACGAGGCCAGAGCCGUGAUUCAGAGAAUUCCUGGGAGAGACCUAUUGUCGUGGAACUUGAUGAUCGUCGCGUGCGGGCAAAACGGCCUGGUAGAGGAAGCAAUCGUCAGCUUCACACAGAUUCCAGAGCGAAAUAUUCUCACCUGGAAUGCGAUGGCGAGCGCUUACGCGCACAAUGGCCUGCUCGACAGCGCCAGGAACAUCAUCGAUUCGGCGCAGGAGCUGGACUCCGUGUCAUGGAACGUCUUGAUCACCGCGAUCGCGCAGAGCGGGGACUGUGAGCGAAAUAUCGAAAUAUUUCGCGAGAUGCUGCUGCGCGGCAGUGAUCCCGACGCCGUGACGAUCCUCGCGAUGCUCACCGGAUGUGGCCAUGCCGGGAAAAUCCAAGACGCGAUCAAUCUCUUCAGCUCCAUGGCCACGGAUUUCCACCUGGAGCGGCUGCCAGAGCAUCUCCACUGCCUGAUCGAUGCCCUGGGCCGGGUGAAGCGGCUCGACGAAGCGGAGGAGCUCGCUCGGAUUGCAAGAAAAGAAGACGCGGUCGCAUGGAGGACGCUGCUCGCUGCCUGUGAGAUCCACGGGGAAGAGAAUCGAGGGACGCGAGCGGCGUGCCGCGUUCUUGAUCUAGAGCCGGAGAAUGGAUCACCUUACAUUCUCCUCUCCAACGCAUUGAAGCUGCCCUAA